AUGGCAAUAUUUUCGAAGGCCCUAAGAGUUAAGGAUUCCAAGGAUAUGGGAGACAAGCCUGAAGCGAUCAAUCUCAUAUCCUCUGACACGCUUUCCUUCAGCAAGUUCACUGCCGUUAACUAUAUCCUCCCUUUCUCGUGUAUCAAGUUCUUGUUUGCCGUGUUAUUUCUCCUCCGGUUGCUGGGAUGGCAGAGCACAGCAAUGGCAGUUCUAGCCACCAUAGGAACUGUGCCAAUACAUACAAGGGUCCUCAAGCAAGAGCGAGCCGCCAAAAAAAGGCUUGCACUAGCAAGAGAUAGAAAGACAAAGGCUAUUGCCGAGGCUCUGCAGGCUCUUCGGCAAAUCAAGUUUUCAGCCCUCGAAGCCCAGUGGGAAGAGCGCAUCGAAUUGUGUCGCAAGGAGGAGUUGGCGGAAAUGCGAAAGAGUUUCAUUGCCAUCAAUAUUCGAUCAGUAUGGAAAGUCGCAUCUCCUUUUGUUGUGGCUGCAGCAGCAAUUUGCAGCUACGCUUAUACUCAGAACGAGGUGUCAUCGUCGAUAAUAUUUACUAUGAUUGAGUUGCUGCCGCACAUCCAAGGAACGCUGGGUUUGGUUCCAAUGGUCCUCCAGGAUUAUUACGCCGCUCGGUCAAACGCUCGUCGCAUAGAGACCUUUUUAAAAACUCCAGACAUCGAAAGGAUCUUGACUGUGAGUCCUACUGGCUGUGUCUCCUUCCGAAAUACCCGCAUUGCCUGGCCAUCAGAUCAAAAGCAGAAUCAUCAAGAGAAGCAAGUUAGCUUACCUCAGCGGUUUACUCUCCAUGCCCUUGAUGUCGACUUCCCUGUUGGCGAACUAAGUGUUAUACAUGGAGAAACAGGGUCAGGAAAGAGUUUGGUGCUUGCUGCUAUCCUUGGAGAGGUCGAUCUCCUUGGCGGUCACAUCGAGGUACCGUCAUUGAGCCAAUCUGUCGGAUUUGUUUCACAGACCCCGUGGCUUCAAAAUACCACUAUCAAAGACAACAUAUUAUUUGGGAGUCCACUGGAUAAGAUGAGGUACCAAAAGGUUCUCAAAGCAUGCGCGCUUGAGACCGAUCUUGCUGCUCUGGCAAAAGGAGAUGAAACGUAUAUUGGUCUUCGUGGUGUUAAGCUUAGCGGUGGCCAACGGGCAAGAGUAUCUUUGGGCAGAGCUCUCUAUUCCAACUCUAAGCUACUGGUCUUGGAUGAUAUCUUCUCUGCACUUGACUCUCAUGUUUCCAAGGAGAUCUUCAAAGCGCUGACUGGAGAGCUCGCCCAGGGCCGCACACGGAUACUGGCAACACAUCAUUUAUCUUUGUGCUUGCCUCGGGCCAAGCUUGUUGUUCACAUCGAAAACAACACCAUCAGCUCUUCUCUCAAUACAGAUAUGAUUGAGACGAGGUUGGAUAGUGUGGAACCGGAAGUCCCCACCGAGCCGAAUCCAUCAACAAAAGAGGAACCCAUGAAGCGUACCAGUGAUAAGCCGAAGAUUAACACUGCCCAAUCAGACUCUGAGUGGAAGUCCUUCAAGACUUACUUCAGUGCUGCUGGUGGCCUAAGAUUUGUAGCAAUAUAUAUUCUCGCUUUGCUUGGCAAGCAACUGGUGACUGCACUGACAACAUGGAAUCUCGGCCGUAUCAGAUCAAGACGGUUAAAGGCAGGAACGUAUGACCCAGAAAGUGCCGAGGUUGGAAGCAACCUGUGGUAUUAUCUAUACAUGUAUCUCUUGGGAUGUCUAUCAUCGGUCAUCCUUGAGUUCCUCACAAAUAUGCAUAUGUUCGCGGGAUCAUUGCGUGCCUCGGAGACCUUGUUUAGGACGAUGACCGCAAAUGUCAUCCGAAUGCCUCUUUUCUGGCUCGAUACCACGCCUCUUGGGGGAAUCCUGAAGAGAUUCACUGCCGACGCAAGACAGGUUGAUGACUUUCUAUUAGAGACCCUAUCUGAAUUCGCCAACUGUCUUGUGAAACUGGUGCUCGUUGGGUUCAUUGGAAUACACAAGUCCAUCUUCACAAGCUGUUUGGCAGCAACUCUUCUGUCUUGGUGCUGGCAAGUCAGCAAGGGCUAUGUCAAGGCCCGAAAGGCCGUGAAACGCGGUGAAUCCGAGGGCAACGCCGAAAUUCUAGAAUACUUUACAACAGCUGCCGAUGGAGUGUCGACUAUCAGGGCCUUUGGGGUGGUGAAUAAAUGUAUGGACCAGAUGCACUCCCAAGUUGAUAAACUAUCAAUCGCUCGGCGGCAUUUUUGGGUUUUCAAUCGUUGGCUCGGUCUUCAAAUGUCUCUCAUGGGCAUUAUCCUAAGUACUGGUACAGGUUUCAUUCUUUUGUCAUCGAAAUCCGUCCUUGGUGCAUCUUUGGUGGGAUUUUCCCUAACAUUUUCGAUGGGAUUCGCCCACGCUACUUUUACCGCUGUCAAUAACUUUGGAAUGCUUGAGAGCUACAUAAAUGCGGCUGUCGGAAUAAUCUCAUAUUCGAAGCUGCAAGCCGAGGAGCAAAGGGGCAACGAAGUCCCAACGAACUGGCCAUUUCAAGGGGAGGUUGAAGUCAAAGGAUUGAACGUUUCGUACUCCCCCGACCUUCCUCUUGUCCUGAAAGACAUUUCAUUUUCUGUCGGGGCUGGUCAGAGAAUUGGGAUUGUUGGUCGGACCGGAGCUGGAAAAUCAUCGCUGACUCUGGCCCUUCUCCGCUUAAUCAACCCUCAGUCCGGCUCGAUUCUUAUUGACGGUGUUGACAUUUCUACGAUUAAGCUACAGUCGCUUCGAUCCAAGAUUGCGUUUAUCCCUCAAGAUCCCGUCUUGUUCUCAGGUACAAUCCGAUCCAAUCUGGAUUAUUUCGAGGAGGUUCCAAAAAACAAAUUGAACGAUGCCUUACGCCGUGUCAAGCUCCUCUCCGAAGAGAAUAACGAGAAAACGGGCUUAUUCACUCUGGGCUCACCGAUCAGUGCAGGCGGCGCGAACAUGUCGCAAGGCCAAAGACAACUUCUUUGCCUUGCAAGGGUCUUGAUCAGGGAUCACAGGAUCAUCAUUCUCGAUGAGGCGACAUCUGCUGUCGAUAAUGAGACGGACUUGUGGAUCCAAGACACGAUCCGAGGCGAGUUUAACCGCACAUUGAUUGUGGUCGCUCAUCGUUUAAGAACGAUUGCGUCCUUUGAUAAGGUGGUUGUCAUCGAUGAUGGGCACAUUGGGGAAAUCGGAACUCCGGCAGAGCUAUUGAGAGCCGAAGGAUUGUUCUAUGAGCUCGUUCAAAAGAGUGAAGAUAAGGAAUUUGUGAUCAAUUCUGCAUUGGACGAAACAUAA
Penicillium samsonianum is the source of this 3282-nucleotide messenger RNA. RefSeq lists its product as uncharacterized. Lineage: Eukaryota; Fungi; Ascomycota; Eurotiomycetes; Eurotiales; Aspergillaceae. The coding region runs from base 1 to 3282 and encodes 1093 amino acids. Gene Ontology annotation, cellular component: membrane. The record is from RefSeq and is a predicted model, not a curated record. The transcript has 2 exons. Gene Ontology annotation, biological process: transmembrane transport. Gene Ontology annotation, molecular function: ATP binding; ABC-type transporter activity; ATP hydrolysis activity.